Molecule: messenger RNA, 2091 nt
Organism: Penicillium roqueforti
Lineage: Eukaryota; Fungi; Ascomycota; Eurotiomycetes; Eurotiales; Aspergillaceae
Exons: 6
Coding region: 1-2091 (696 amino acids)
Molecular function (GO): flavin adenine dinucleotide binding; monooxygenase activity
Source: RefSeq, a predicted model, not a curated record
AUGCGGGACAUUUCCCUUAUCGCCAGGUCGACUGAUCAGGGAGGGCCGUCCAAUCUUCCUACCGCACCCAAGGCAAACAUCAUUUAUUUCAAUCCAACAAUGGCUGCCAACAAUAUGUCCCUGUCGCGCGACGAGUUUCCCCCGCGCAUCGACCUCCUCAAGUUGAUGGCUCAAAACCCGCUUCCUCUGCUCGCCCCUGGAAUGGUAGAUCCGGCUUCAAUGGCAGAUUAUGAACCAACCAAGCAAACUCAACUUGUAUUGGAUAAUCUGAACACCGCGCUGGCUAGGAAUGAUGCGGGGGCGCUGGAAGACUGCUUCUGGAAGGACCAGGCAUAUUGGAGGGAUCAGCUAGCACUGACAUACCACCUGCGGACAUUCAAAUCACCUGGCAUAAUUGCUGCCAGUCUUCUGGAGACUAACAAGCUGAGGGCCAUCAAGGGAGAUAUAACGGUCGAUGGCGGGGCCAUAUUUAUCCAAGCGACGCCAGUUCUUCAAUUCAUUGACUGCGGAAUUGCCUUUCAAACCAGCUCACCGGCCGCCACUUGCAAAGGAAGGGUGAUACUCUUGCCGGUCAAGGGCGCCAACGAGAUAAUCGAGUGGAAGAUUUGGGUUCUCAGCACCAUUCUCAAAGAUCUGGAUAUACAGAAAGAGAAUGAGACCUUGCUUCAUUCUCUCGGAAGACAAUUUGGUGGGAUUGAGAGCUUUGAGACUGAAGUCUUCAUAAUUGGAGGUGGAAAUUCAGCUAUCGCCCUUGCGGCGCGCCUUAAAGCAUUGGGAGUCGAGAGUGUCAUGGCCGAGCGCAAUGUCCACGCAGGGGACAACUGGGCUCUCCGCUAUGAUAGCAUGCGUUUCCAUGUCCCCACUUCACUCUGUCACUUGCCCUAUAUGGACUAUGACCAGAAGCUCCUUACCCCCCAUCGUCUUUUGAAAGAGGAUCUGGCUUCCCAGGUACGACAAUAUGUCAAGGCUUUCAAUCUCAACAUAAUCACCUCGGCACAGAUCCAAUGGACAGAGUAUGAUCCAUCGACUAAGCGGUGGAUAGUCAAGUUCCAGACUCCUGCUGGUCAACGUAAAGCAAUAUCUAAACACGUUGUCUUGGCCACAGGUAUUGCAUCCCAAAAAGUGAAUAUACCAUCGAUAGCAGAUUCCUACCUGUACAAAGGUACCAGCAUUCAUUCGGAGCAAUACAAGAAUGCCGAGCAAGUGAAGGAGAAAGGGGCGAAGUCAGUCAUAAUCAUUGGCUCCGCCAAUACAGCCUUCGACAUUCUCGAAGAUUGCCACGCUGCAGGACUCCAAGUGACAAUGAACGUGCGUUCGCCAACAUACAUAGUCCCAGUGGACUACGUCGACAACCCAGCCAGCCUAGGCGCCUAUGAUGCCAGCGUUGAGCUCGCGGAUAACUGUUUUAUGACAAUCCCGACAGUCAUAGAUGCCCAAUUCGCCCGCAACUUGUUUUCGCAUUUCGCAUCACAGGAGCCAGAUCGCUACAAAGCUCUGGCAGCAGCUGGAUUCCCCGUCCUAGACAGCAAUAACCCAGAAUGUGCUUUGAUGCAAAAUUUAAUCGAGCGUGCUGGUGGACACUAUGUCGAUGUGGGCGGUACCAAGCUGUUGGAAGAAGGCAAGGCUGGUAUCAAAGCUAAUGUUGAGCCUGUUGCAUACACGGCGACUGGCCUGCGGUUCUCGGAUGGCAGCCAUGUUGAGGCGGAUGCUGUCAUCUGGUGUACGGGAUUUGUUGAUAAAAACGUGCGCGAAACUGCCGCUGAGAUCCUAGGAGGCUCUCCAGGUCAGGCUCCCAACGGUGCCGAGGAUGACAAGAAUAGCGUGGACGGCGAGGCCGAUAGUAAGCAGAAGCUUGGGCCUCGCCAGAUUGCUGCUCGCAUCGACGCCACAUGGGGUGUUGAUUCCGAGGGCGAGAUACGUGGCUUAUGGAAGAGGCAGUCACGCCUUCAUGGCUUUUGGGUGAUGGGUGGCUAUACACAGCAACACCGGUGGCACUCGAGGACAUUGGCGCUUCAACUCAAAGCUGAUUUGGAGGGUAUUUUGCCGCCAGCUUAUCUAGAUACACCGACCUUGACCAAUGAGUGGGUAUAG